This is a messenger RNA of Musa acuminata AAA Group (dessert banana), 1460 nucleotides long. Its product is annotated as GATA transcription factor 20. The record is from RefSeq and is a predicted model, not a curated record. Gene Ontology annotation, molecular function: sequence-specific DNA binding; zinc ion binding; protein binding. The transcript is spliced from 7 exons. Bases 265 to 1203 code for a protein of 312 amino acids. Lineage: Eukaryota; Viridiplantae; Streptophyta; Magnoliopsida; Zingiberales; Musaceae. Gene Ontology annotation, biological process: regulation of DNA-templated transcription.
CCUCGGUCUCAGAUUGGUUGAAGCAAGUUAGGGUUCUUCUUCGAUCGAUUCUUCCUUUAUCCUUCCGAAAGCUUUUGAAUGGUUGGCAUUUCCGGAGGUAGUGGGUUGCUGGCCCGAUGCUCCAACUGGUCGAUCGAUCCCAAAUCUACUGAGGGAUCCGUGGUUUUGUUGUCAGUAAAUCUUGUCCUUUGGUUGUCUUCUUGAUCUCUUUCACCAAAAUUUGGAAGGCUGGGGAGGAUUCGAGCCCGCGAGAGAGAUCCAGGGAUGAGCGAGCACCCGGGCCACCACAUCCAUAUAACGGCGGCCGACCACCAGGCCCUGCCGUCCGCGGCCCUCACGGCCCACAUCGAUGGUGCCAGUGGCCGUAACGGAGAGUUGAUCGCUGCCGCCGACGCGCAGGCCUUGCAGCAGUACCACGAUGCGGAUCACAGCAGUGGCAGCGUCGGCCACGGUAUGGAGGAGGACGGGGUUGGGGCCAUGGAUCACGAGGGGAUGGAGACGGAAGGGCCGUCUGAUCCGAACCAUUUGGGUGAUGCCCAAACCCUGAUCUCGCCGCAAGUGGGCGGGAAUCAGCUCACGCUGUCGUUCCAAGGCGAUGUUUAUGUUUUCGAUUCCGUCUCCCCAGAAAAGGUUCAAGCCGUGCUCUUGUUGCUUGGAGGCCGUGAGAUGCAUACUGGCCUGAAUCCUUUUCCGUCAACUUCUGUACAAAACAGGCGUGUGAAUAUUCCCCAUAGAGUUGCAUCCUUGAUGCGCUUUCGGGAGAAGCGGAAAGAGAGAAAUUUUGAAAAGAAAAUACGGUACACUGUUCGGAAGGAGGUCGCACUGAGGAUGCAAAGAAACAGGGGUCAAUUUACAUCAUCUAAAUCGAAAGCUGAAGAUUCCACUGGUGGUGCUACCACUACUGAUGCAAACCAAAAUUGGGGUUCACCAGAGAACAAGACCCCGGGAGCAUCUGCGUGCCAUCACUGUGGCAUCAGUGCAAAGUCUACACCGAUGAUGCGCCGUGGGCCUGAUGGACCAAGGACCUUAUGUAAUGCAUGUGGACUUGUGUGGGCAAACAAGGGAACAAUGAGGGAUCUUUCGAAAAAUCCAGCUCCGACUACUCCGAAUGCCUUGUCAGAACCAAAAGAAGGGGACAACUCUGCGGAAGCAGUCGGAUCACAGCCGAUUGCAGUGGGUGUUAAUGGCCAUGAUACAUCAUGAGAAGUGCUGUGCUUAUUCCAUAAGCACGGAGUGCAAGAGAUCGAGUGAUCUAACAGGGAGACUCGCUCCCGCAUGGCUUUUCCGAUAACGUGUGAUGCUGUUUAUCCGACGUGCAUGUACUAUAGUUUUAGAAUUUAGAACGUAGUCUUUCUGGCAUCUAGGGUUUAUUUUCAAACGACUGCAACUUUGUUCCAGUUGAAUGUGUAUGAACGAUUCUUUGUGCAGAAGAAUAACUGGCGUUCGUAUUGGCUGUUUAA